AGGAGGGAAGAGUUGGGGAGGAUCUGGCAGCUUGGGAAACGUUUUAACUUUAAAAUCACCGGUUUGCAGGAAUACAUAAAGUGGAAUAGCAGAUUGGAACGUGAGUGGGUGGAAAGUCAGCACCUUCUUUACUGUAAGGUUGCUUAAAGUCUAAGAACUCUUCGAAGAUGGCAUCAGAAGAGGAGUUUGAUGAGGAGUUUGAGGAGGAGUACUAUGAGGAGGGUUCAACAGUCACCACCACGACCACCUCUGGGUCUCAGGGUGUAGAGAUGGCUCCUGAUGGCCUUCCUAGGCGCACGGUUAGGAAGAAGGCAAAGGUGGACACCUCCAAGUUCAUGACUCCUUACCUGGCACACAGUCAGAAGAUGCUUGACCAAUACAGCCAUAAUAAAUACAGGGAGGAAUAUGAAAAAUCGAAGGGGCAGCCAUAUGCCAUCUCAAGUGAAACACCCGAGAUGAUUCGCAUCAAGAAGGCCCAGGAACAGCUUAGUGAGGUGAAAUACCGUAUGGAAGGACUCAAGGUGAAAACCACCAGUCUCUAUGAUGGUGAGGCUCGUGAGGUUAUCCACGUGAAGCACGUCUCUGAUCUUCUCAGCAAAGUUCUGUACAGGCAGAAAUGGGAUGAGACCAAGGAUAGGUACUUGCUUCCUCCUGAUGCCCCUGAACUGGUUCUUGCUGUGAAGAAUGCAGCAAAUUACAGCAAGAAACUGUACACAGAGGCGUGGGAUGAAGAGAAGACCAUGUUCUAUCCAUACAGCGACAGCCCAGAGCUGCGCAGGGUGGCCAAAGCCCAACAAGUCCUCAGUGAUGUCGUCUACAAGAAGGGCCAUGAUGAGCGCAAGCGCAAGUUCACAUCUCUGGCUGAUCCUCCGGAGAUGGAACUGGCCAAGAAAAACUUUGCCAAUCUUAGUAAUCUUAAAUAUCAUGAGGAUUACAACAAGAACGUCAAGGGAAAGUGGUGUGAAACUCCUUACUUCGAUGUCGCUAUCGCAAGAAUGGCUAUGGAUAACCUCAGUGAAAAAAAAUAUACCGCUGAUUUUGAAAAUAUGAAAGACCAAAUUUAUUUCAUGCAAACGGACACGCCAACAUACGACGCCAAUAAAAAGGCUCGAGAGGCUGCCAGUUCGGUGAAAUAUAAGAAGGAAUAUGAGAAAACAAAAGCACAGUCCGGCUACAACGUUCUCCCUGCUACAGAUAAUCCCCUUCUCAGACAGCUGAGAUACGCCGGCACCAUCUUGAGUGAUAAAGUAUACAAGGCAAACUAUGAGAAAUCAAAGGGAUUCAGCAUCAAUUACUGCGAAACUCCUAAAUUUAAGAUGGACAGCGUAUUGAAGAAGUUUAGUAAUACACGUUAUAAAGAAAAGUACGAAAAUGAGGUGAAAGGUCAUUAUGUUGGUAGCUAUGAAGAUGUAUUUAUGCUUCACUGCCAGAAGGUGGAGGAAAUGAAGAGUGAUAAAAGUUACACAGCGGAGUAUGAUGAUAUGAAGGCAAGAUGCUUUUUCCCCCAAACCGUUACGCCAGAAUAUGAGGCCAGUAGGAAGCUUCAACAAUGUAGUGAUAAAUCCUAUCGCUUACAUCCGGACAAAGUCAAGUUCACACAGGUGACAGACUCACCUGGCCUGGUACAAGCUGCUAUCAACGCCAAACAGCUGAGUGAUAUCAACUACAAGGAAAAGUAUGAGAAGGAGAAGUUUAAGUGUUACCUGCCUCCUGAUGACCCUUUCUUUAUUCAGUCCAGAGUUAACGCAUUUAACAUCAGUGAUACGUGCUACAAGUAUGAAUGGGAAAAGACAAAAGCAAAGAAAUUUGAGAUGAAAGGAGAUGCGAUUUCAAUCCUCGCAGCUCGCGCCCACACCAACAUCGCUAGUGAUGUGAAAUACAAGAAGGAAUAUGAGAAGAACAGAGGGCAUAUGAUUGGGGCCCUCAGCAUCAACGAUGACCCCAAAAUCCUGCACUCAGUACAUGUUGCUAAGAUACAAAGUGAGCGCGAGUAUAAGAAAGACUAUGAGAAGAUAAAGACCAAGUAUCAUACCCCACUGGACAUGAUGCUUGUGACUCUUGCUAAGAAAUCUCAAGCUAUCGCCAGCAUGUCCGGCUACAAGAAAAUCAUACACCGUUACCUCAUGCCUUAUGACAGCAUUCCGCUGGACCUGGCAAAGAGGGCCAAUGCCAUCCAGAGUGACAAUGAGUACAAGUCAGACUUUAACAACUAUGUCAAAGGAACACCAUGGGUGCCAUAUGGUUCCCUGGACUUUGAGAAAUCCAAGAAAGCAGCAGAGAUCUUAAGUGAGAAAAAGUACAGGCAGCAUCCAGACACUGUACAUUUCACUGCUAUAGAUGACCAUCCUAUCCAGCUGCAGGCUAAGGUCAACCAAAUGAUAAGAAGUGAUCUGCACUAUAAGAAAGGUCUAGAGAAAAUCCAUCAGAAAUAUUCCCUGCCUCCUGAUAUCCCGGAAUUCAUUCAGGCCAGAUGUAAUGCGUACAACAUAAGCAACAAUUACUAUAAGGUUGAAUGGCUAAAGACUAUCGCAAAGGGGUAUGACUCGAAGUCUGAUGCCAUUCCUGUAAUCGCAGCAAAGGCUGCAAGACACGCUGCAAGUGAUGUUCAGUAUAAGAAACAGUAUAUGAAGGAUAGGGGUCAUCAUGUUGGCUUCCGUAGUAUACAGGAUGAUCCCUUGCUGGUGCACUACAUGCAGGUGGCUAAGAUGCAGAGUGAAAAGAACUACAAGAAGGAUUACCACAAGGCCAAGCUGAAGUACCACGCGCCUGUAGAUAUGAUGAGUGUGGCACACGCCAAGCAUGCAUCUAAAGUUCAAACGUUUGCUGGAUACAAGCAGCCUCUUCAUCGCUACACACUGCUUCCUGAUGCCAUGAAUCUGAGUUUAGCUCGCUCCAUGAACAACAGCUCCAGUGAUUACCAGUAUAAACUGGAAUAUGAGAACUACGUAAAAGGCACCGGUUGGAUCCCUAUUGGUUCACUAGACGUUGAAAAAGCUAAGACGGCUGGUGCGGCUCUCAAUGAAAAGAAGUACAGGCAGCACCCGGACACUAUCAAGUUCACCAGCGUCCUGGACACCCCAGUCAUGGAACAAGCCAAAAUAAAUGCCCAGCAGCUAAGCGAUAGACUGUACAAAGCCAGUGGUGAGAAGUUUUUGCACACAUACCAUCUCCCUGCUGAUGCCCCCGAGCUCCUGCAGGCCAAAUAUAAUGCUGUCAAUGUUAGCAAGACCUACUAUACAUAUGCACACAAGCAGGAUCUCCUGAAAGGUCAUCAUAUGAAGCAUGAUGCCAUUCCUAUACUCGCUGCCAAAUCCUCUAGAGAUAUUGCUAGUGAUUACAAGUAUAAGCUUGCAUAUCAGAAGGCCAGGGGUCAUCACGUUGGCUUCCGUAGUCUUCAGGAUGACCCCUUGCUGGUGCACUACAUGAAGGUGGCUAAGAUCCAAAGUGAAAGGAACUACACAAAGGAUUACCACAAGGCCAAGCUGAAGUACCACACACCUGUGGACAUGCUUAGCGUCGUACAUGCCAAGGAGGCAUCUAAAGUUCAAACAAAUGCAGGCUACAGAAAGAUCACCCACAACUAUGUCCUCCUCCCAGAUGCCAUGCACAUUGGACUGGCUCGUAACAUGAUGGAGAUCCAAAGCGAUAAUGUGUAUAAAUCAGAGUACAACAACAUCUACAAAGGAGCAGGUUGGAUUCCAAUAGGUUCAAUUGAUGUUGAGAAGGCCAAGGCGGCGAAAGCUGCACUUGAUGAGAAGUCAUAUAGAACACAUCCUGGUAGUUUGAAAUUUUCCAGUCUGACGGACCAGAUGAACAUGGUCUUGGCCAUGAACAACUCAAAACUACAAAAUAAAUCUGCCUAUAAAGCCUCUGGAGAGAAAUUCAUGCACACCUAUCAUUUACCUGCUGAUGCCCCAGAGUUCCAGCAGGCCAAGUAUAAUGCCCAGACAAUGAGUAAGUCACACUACAAGGCUCAGUGGCUUGCAGACAUCGCCAAAGGCUAUGACUUGAAAGCCGAUGCUAUUCCUAUUGUUGCUGCUAAACUAGGAAGACACAUUGCCAGUAAUUAUCAGUACAAGAAAGAAUUUGAGAAGGCAAGAGGUCACCAUGUUGGUUUACGUAGUCUCCAGGAUGACCCCUUGCUUGUGCACUACAUGGAGGUUGCUAAAAUUCAGAGUGAAAGAAACUACAAGAAGGAUUAUCACAAGGCCAAGCUGAAGUACCACACCCCUGUAGAUAUGAUGAGUAUCAUUCAGGCCAAGCACGCCUCAAAGAUUCAGACGUACGCAGGAUACAAGCAACACCACCAUCGCUACACCCUGCUUCCUGGUGCCAUGAACCUGGAGUUAGCUCGCUCCAUGAAUGCCAGCUCCAGUGAUUAUGAGUACAAGAGUGAAUACAACAGCACUAUGAAAGGUGUUGGGUGGGUGCCUAUUGGUUCACUGGGAGUAGAGACCGCAAAGAUUGGAGGAAAGAUCCUGAGUGACCAUAAAUACCGCACUCACCCCUCCAAUUACACCUUCCACAAGCUUAUGGAUUCUAUGGACCUUGCUUUGGCUACUGCUAACAACAAGAUCAUGGACAAGAAAGCAUACCAUGCUGCCUGGGAGAAGGACAAGCUCAAAAUUCAUGUGAUGCCCGACAGUCCUGAAAUUGUCCUAGCCAAGGCCAAUUCAUUAACCAUGAGUCAGAAACUCUACAAAGCGGGUCUUGAGGAAAUGUAUAAAAAGGGCUAUGAUCUCAAAUCAGAUGCUAUUUCGAUUGUGGCUGCCAAAGCCUGCAGGAAUAUUGCCAGCAAUUACAAGUACAAGUUGGCAUACGAGAAGGCAAGAGGUCACCACGUUGGCUUCCGUAGUCUUCAGGAUGAUCCCUUGCUGGUGCACUACAUGCAGGUGGCCAAGAUACAGAGUGAAAGACACUACAAGAAGGAUUACCACAAGGCAAAGCUGAAGUACCACACCCCUGUCGAUAUGCUGAGUAUUGUUCAGGCCAAGUACGCUUCAAAGGUUCAGACGUAUGCAGGAUACAAGCAGGACCACCAUCGCUACACCCUGCUUCCUGAUGCUAUGAACCUGAUGUUAGCUCGCUCCAUGAAUGUCAGCUCCAGCGAUGUUGAGUACAAGAGUGAAUACAACAGCACAAUGAAAGGUGUCGGAUGGGUGCCUAUUGGUUCACUGGGAGUAGAGACCGCAAAGAUUGGAGGAAAGAUUCUGAGUGACCACAAGUACCGAACUCACCCCUCCAAUUACACCUUCCACAAGCUUAUGGAUUCUAUGGACCUUACCUUGGCUACUGCCAACAAUAAAAUCAUGGACAAACAAGCAUACACAGAUGCUUGGAACAAAGAUAAGACAAAAAUUCACAUCAUGCCCGACAGUCCUGAGAUUCUUCUUGCGAAGGCUAAUGCCAUCAACAUGAGUGAAAAAGCCUACAAAGCAGGAUUGGAAGCCCUGAAGAAGAAAGGUUACGACCUCAAAGCUGAUGCUGUAGCAGUAGUUGCAGCUAGAACCUCCACAAACAUUGCCAGUGACUACAAGUACAAAAAGGAGUUCAACAAGGCAAGAGGACAUCACAUUGGCUUCCGUUGUAUUCAGGACGACCCCUUGCUGGUGCACUACAUGGGGGUGGCCAAGAUACAGAGUGAUAAACUCUACAAGAAGGAUUACCACAAAUCCAAGCUGAAGUAUCACUCACCUGUGGACAUGCUUAGCGUUGUACAUGCCAAGCAGGCUACAGCUGCUCAGACCUAUGCUGGAUACAGGCACCUUAUUUCUCAUUAUAAGGUUCUGCCCGAUGCCAUGAACCUCGCGCUUGCACGUAACAUGCAGAUGAUCGCGAGUGAUAACAUCUACAAAUCUGAGUAUAACAGUUAUGUGAAAGGAAUUGGAUGGAUUCCCAUUGGAUCUCUGGAAGUGGAGAAAGCGAAGAAUGCUAGCAAAAUAGGCAGCGAGAAACAGUACCGUACACACCCUAGUAACUUUAAGUUUACUAAAGAGAUGUCUUCUAUGGAUUUGGUCCUAGCUGCAACCAACAAUGACAUCAAUAAUAAGCAAAAAUAUAUUGCCGCAUGGGAAAAAGACAAAACCAAGAUUCACAUUAUGCCAGAUGCUAUGGACGUGGCACUUGCUCGUCAGAAUAAAGCUAACUACAGUGAGAAACAGUACAAACUUGCCAAUGAACUAUCAAAGAAAAAGGGAUACGAUCUGCGUGCAGAUGCUAUCCCGAUUCUAGCUGCCAAGGCAACCACUGCUAUUGCUAGUAAUUACAAAUACAAGGCUGGUUAUCGUAAGCAAGUUGGUCAUCAUAUCGGAGCCCGCUGCGUCCAGGAUGAUCCUCUGCUCAUGCUGGCCUUGAACUCAGCUAAAAUUGCCAGUGAUGCUCUCUACAGGAAGGACUUUGACAAAUCCAAGACAAAGUUCCACCUUCCUGUGGACAUGCUUGCAUUUGAACUGGCCAAGAAGAACCAGAUCCAGGUCAAUGAUGCCAACUACAGAACAUACCUGCACAACUGGACCUGCCUGCCAGACUCAAAUGAUGUUGUACAUGCCAGACAAGUGUAUGACCUCCAGAGUGAUGCUGUGUACAAGGCUGAUCUAAAAUGGCUUCAAGGUCUCGGAUGGGUCCCGAUUGGGUCCCUUGAUGUUGAAAAAGCGAAAAAAUCUGGAGAAAUCCUGAGAGACAAAGGUUAUCGUCAGCACCCAAGCAACUUCAAGUUUACCAUCACAACUGAAGACAUGCCACUCGUUUUGGCCAAAGCCAAUAAUGAGAUCAUGAACAAGUCAAAAUAUGCUGAAGUGUGGAACAAAGACAAGACACAGGUUCACAUCAUGCCUGAUGCGAUGGACGUUGUGCUUGCAAAGCAAAACAAGGUCAUCUAUAGUGAGAAACAAUAUAAACUUGCCUAUGAACAAGCCAAGAAAAAGGGUUAUGAUAUGCGCAAUGAUGCUAUUUCUAUCAUUGCUGCCAGGGCCUCCAGGGACAUCGCCAGCGAUUACAAAUACAAGACUGGUUAUCGUAAGCAAGUUGGUCAUCAUAUCGGAGCCCGCUGCGUCCAGGAUGAUCCUCUGCUCAUGCUCGCCUUGAACUCAGCUAAGAUUGCCAGUGAUGCUCUCUACAGGAAGGACUUUGACAAAUCCAAAACAAAGUUCCACCUUCCUGUGGACAUGCUGGCAUUUGAACUGGCCAAGAAGAACCAGAUCCAGGUUAAUGAUGCCAACUACAGAACCUACCUGCACAACUGGACCUGCCUGCCGGACUCCAGUGAUGUUGUCCAGGCCAGACAUGUCUAUGACCUCCAGAGUGAUGCUGUUUACAAGGCUGAUCUGAAAUGGCUUCAAGGACUUGGGUGGGUUCCCAUUGGUUCGCUUGAUGUUGAAAAAGCAAAAAAGGCUGGAGAAAUACUGAGCGAAAGGAAAUAUCGUCAGCCCCCAAGCAACUUCAAGUUCACCAGCACAACUGAAGACAUGCCAAUAGUGUUGGCUAAAGCCAACAAUAAUAUUGUGAACAAGCAAAAAUAUGUUGAAGCCUGGAACAAGGACAAAACAACGGUCCAUGUCAUGCCAGAUGCUAUGGAUGUUGUACUUGCUAAACAUAACAAAGGCAACUACAGCUUGAAAUCAUACAAGCUUGCAAAUGAAGAAGCUAAAAAGAAGGGCUAUGACCUGCGCAAUGAUGCUAUAUCCAUCAAAGCAGCCAAGGCCUCCAGGGAUAUUGCCAGUGAUUACAAGUACAAGACUGGUUAUCGUAAGCAAGUUGGUCAUCAUAUCGGAGCCCGCUGCGUCCAAGAUGAUCCACUGCUUGUGCUGGCCUUGAACUCUGCUAAGAUUGCUAGUGAUGCUCUCUACAGAAAGGACUUUGACAAAUCCAAGACAAAGUUCCACCUUCCUGUGGACAUGCUUGCAUUUGAACUGGCCAAGAAGAACCAGAUCCAGGUCAAUGAUGCCAACUACAGAACCUACCUGCACAACUGGACCUGCCUGCCGGACUCCAGUGAUGUUGUCCAGGCCAGACAUGUCUAUGACCUCCAGAGUGAUGCUGUGUACAAAGCUGAUUUAAAAUGGCUUCAAGGUAUUGGAUGGGUGCCAAUUGGUUCUAUUGAUGUUGAGAAAGCAAAGAAGGCUGGAGAAAUCUUGAGUGAAAGAAAGUAUCGUCAGCAUCCAAGCAACUUUAAGUUCACCGUCACAACUGAAGACAUGCCACUUGCUUUGGCCAAAGCCAAUGCAGGCGUUAUGAACAAGAGAACCUAUGUGGAAGCUUGGGAAAAAGAUAAGACUAAAAUCCAUGUCAUGCCGGAUACAAUGGAAAUAUUGCUUGCCAAGCAGAACAAAAUCAACUACAGUGAGAAAUUAUAUAAGCUUGCCAACGAGGAGGCUAAAAAGAAAGGCUAUGACAUGCGUGGUGAUGCCAUUUCUAUAAAAGUAGCUAAAGCUUCUCGGGAUAUUAUCAGUGAUUACAAAUACAAGGCCAGUUAUCGUAAACAAGUUGGUCAUCAUAUCGGAGCCCGAUGCGUCCAGGAUGAUCCUCUGCUCGUGUUGGCCUUGAACUCCGCAAAGAUUGCCAGUGAUGCUCUCUACAGAAAGGACUUUGACAAAUCCAAGACAAAGUUCCACCUUCCUGUGGACAUGCUUGCAUUUGAACUGGCCAAGAAGAACCAGAUCCAGGUCAAUGAUGCCAAUUAUAGAACCUACCUGCACAACUGGACCUGCCUGCCGGACUCCAAUGAUGUUGUCAAGGCCAGACAAGUCUAUGACCUCCAGAGUGAUGCUGUAUACAAGGCUGAUCUGAAAUGGCUUCAAGGUCUCGGAUGGGUCCCGAUUGGUUCGAUUGAUGUCGAAAAAGUGAAAAAGGCUGGUGAAAUCUUGAGCGAAAGGAAAUAUCGUCAGCACCCAAGCAACUUCAAGUUCACCAUUACAACUGAAGACAUGCCAAUGGCCUUAGCCAAAAGUAAUGCUACCACUUGCAACAAGAAACUUUACACUGAGGUUUGGGACAAGGAAAAGACCAACAUCCACAUUAUGCCCGACUGCAUGGAUGUUUUGUUGGCAAAGCAGAACAAUAUGAAUUACAGUGAGAAAAGGUAUAAACUUGCCAAUGAAGAAUCUAAGAAGAAGGGCUAUGACUUGCGUGGAGAUGCUAUUGCGAUUAAAGUGGCUAAGGCAUCCAGAGAUAUCAUCAGUGAUUACAAAUACAAGACUAGUUAUCGUAAGCAAGUCGGUCAUCACAUCGGUGCCCGCUGCGUCCAGGAUGAUCCUCUGAUCAUGCUUGCAUUGAACUCAGCUAAGAUUGCUAGUGAUGCUCUCUACAAGAAGGACUUUAACAAAUCCAAGACCAAGUUUCAUCUUCCUGUAGACAUGUUGACUCUUGAGCUGGCUAAGAAAUGCCAGACCCAAGUCAAUGAUGCCAACUACAGAACCUACCUGCACAACUGGACCUGCCUGCCAGACUCCAAUGAUGUUGUUCAGGCCAGGAAGGUCUAUGAUCUACGUAGUGAUGCUGUGUACAAAGCAGACAUGGAGUUCAUGACAGGUUUAGGAUGGGUCCCCAUAGGCUCACUUGAGGUCCUGAAGGCAAAGAAAGCAGCUGAGAUCCUCAGUGAUAGACUGUACAAACAAAAACCAGACACGUUUAAAUUUACACAAGACAUGCAGUCCAUGCCCUUGGUGCUUGCCAAGACAAAUGCUCAAAUUAUGAAUCAGCGUGACUACCAUGCAGUGUGGGAGAAAGAAAAGACCAAGAUCCACAUCCCUCCUGAUACUCCAGAGAUUGUGCUCUCAACCGCCAAUAAAUUGAACAAUAGUCGGAAACUAUACAGACAAGCAGUUGAAGACAUCUUCAGGAAGGGCUAUGACCUUAAAUCUGAUGCUGUUGCCAUCAAAGCUGCCAAAAAGUCCAGAGAUAUUAUCAGUGAUCACAAGUACAAGACUGGUUAUCGUAAGCAAGUUGGUCAUCAUAUCGGAGCCCGCUGCGUCCAGGAUGAUCCUCUGAUCAUGCUUGCAUUGAACUCAGCAAAGAUAGCCAGUGAUGCUCUCUACAAGAAAGACUUUAACAAAUCCAAAACAAAGUUCCACCUUCCGGUUGACAUGUUGACUCUUGAGCUGGCUAAGAAAUGCCAGAUCCAGGUCAACGAUGCCAACUACAGAACCUACCUGCACAACUGGACCUGCCUGCCAGACUCCAAUGAUGUCGUCCAGGCCAGGAAGGUCUAUGAUCUUCAAAGCGAUGCUGUGUAUAAGGCUGAUAUGGAAUGGAUCAGAGGUAUGGGAUGGGUUCCCAUUGGCUCUCUUGAUGUAGUAAAGGCCAAAAAAGCAGGUGAGAUUCUGAGCGAUACGAAGUACCGGCAACAUCCAAGCAACUUCAAGUUUACAAGUAAAACAGAUGGAGUACCCUUUACUCUCGCCCAAGAGAAUGCCAAAAUCAUGGACAAGAAUGCAUAUGUUGAAGCCUGGAAUAAGGAUAAGAUCAAUAUCCAUGUCAUGCCCGACACCCCUGAAAUUAUGCUUGGCAAACAGAACAAGCUCAACACAAGCAUUAAAUAUUACCGCCAAGGCUAUGAGGAUAGCCUCAAGAAGGGCUACUUCCUGCCUAAAGAUGCCAUCGCAGUAAAAAGCGCCAAGGCUUCCAGAGAUAUCAUCAGUGAUUACAAGUACAAAACUGGCUACAGGAAGCAACAAGGGCACCACAUUGGAGCUCUCAGCGUUCAAGAUGAUCCCUUGAUAAUGCUAGCUUUCAAUUCAGGCAAGAUUGCUAGUGAUAACUUGUAUAAGAAAGACUUUAACAAAUCCAAGACCAAAUACAACCUACCGGCUGACAUGCUGUCUCUUGAGCUGGCUAAGAAAUGCCAGAUCCAAGUCAAUGAAGUCAACUACAGAACCUACCUGCACAACUGGACCUGCCUGCCAGACUCCAAUGAUGUAGUCCAGGCCAGAAAGGUCUACGAUCUGCGCAGUGAUGCUGUGUACAAAGCUGACCUGGAGUGGAUCCGUGGGUGUGGCUGGAUGUCCCAUGGAUCGGUUGAUGUCAUCAAAGCCAAGAAUGCUCAGACAAUUCUCAAUGAGCGACUCUACCGCCAGCAUCCAAGCACUGUCAAGUUCACCAGUGCAGUGGACCUGCCCUCCAUUGUCCUGGCCAAGCAAAAUGCUGAUAUCCUCAGUGAUAGAAAAUACAAAGAGGCCUGGGAACAUGACAAGACAUCGAUACACAUCAUGCCAAACACACCCGCCAUUGAGUUGUCCAGAGCUAAUGCUAUUGCAGUCAGCAAUACAAUGUACACCAAAGAUUGGGACGCUACGAAGGCAAAGGGAUACCACAUCAAAGAAGACGCUAUCUCUGUUAUUAAGGCAAAAGUCUCGAGAGAUAUAGCCAGUGAUUACAAAUACAAGACCGGUUAUCGUAAACAAGUUGGUCAUCAUAUCGGAGCCCGCUGCGUCCAGGAUGAUCCUCUGAUCAUGCUGGCCUUGAACUCAGCUAAGAUUGCCAGUGAUGCUCUCUACAAGAAGGACUUCAACAAAUCCAAAACAAAGUUCCAUCUUCCUGUCGACAUGUUGACUCUCGAGCUGGCAAAGAAAUGCCAGACCCAAGUCAAUGAUUUCAACUACAGAACCUACCUGCACAACUGGACCUGCCUGCCAGACUCCAAUGAUGUGGUCCAGGCCAGAAAGGUCUAUGAUCUGCGUAGUGAUGCUGUAUACAAGGCCGAUCUAGAGUGGCUGAGGGGAUGUGGAUGGAUUCCCCAUGAGUCUGUUGAAGUCCUCAAAGUGAAGCAUGCGCAGAAAAUCUUGGCUGAUAGAGGAUACCGUGUUAAGCUGGACAAUCAGAAAUAUACAACUCCCAUUGACAGAAUUGACUUUGUGCAGUCCAAAAAUGCAGCUGAUGUGCUCAAUGAGGCUAAGUAUAGAGAGGCCUGGCACAAGGACAAAACUAAAUACUCUUUGGUGGACAGUCCACUUCUGGCUACAUCCAGGGAAGUGGCCAAGAUGUUCCACCCGAAACUGUACACUAAUGACUGGAACAAGACCAAAGCCAAGUCAUACUUCAUGCCUGGAGAUGCUGUUCCCAUAAAACAAUGCAUCAGCACCACUAAAGUGCAGAGUAUGCACAAGUACAACGAAAGCUACCGUAAGCAGGUUGGUCAUCAUAUCGGAGCCCGCUGCGUCCAGGAUGAUCCACUGCUCAUGCUCGCCUUGAACUCAGCUAAGAUUGCUAGUGAUGCUCUCUACAAGAAGGACUUCAAUCAAUCCAAAACAAAGUUCCGACUACCAGUGGACAUGAUUGCAUUUGAACAUGCAAAGAAAUGCCAGGUCCAAGUCAAUGAUGACAAAUACAGAACCCGUCUGCACCAGUGGACUUGUAUGCCUGAUCAAAAUGAUGUCAUACAGGCCCGCAAAGCAUAUGACCUGGCCAGCGACUACAUCUACAAAUCAGACUUGGAAUGGAUUCGCGGCUGUGGAUGGGUGGCUGCUGAUUCUGUCGAUCAUGUCAAAGUCCGAAAAGCCCAGCAGAUUCUGAACAAUAGACUUUACAAAAAGGAUGCCAUGGACAACUUCGCCAAAUUCACCAACGUUGUGGAUCUCCCCGAGAUUGUCCUAGCAAAGGUUAACGCUUUCAACCUUAGUGAUCUGAAGUACAAGGAAUCCUUUAACCUGGAGAAGGGCCACUAUAUUGGAUCUGAAGAUACACCACAGUUGGCUCACAGUAGAGAUGUUGCAAAGAUUAUCAGCGAGAAAUUGUACAAAGUUGCCUGGGAUGAAAGCAAAGCUACUGGCUACCAGCUGAACCAUGAAUACCUGCAAGUACAAGCAGCCAAGAGGAACAGAGACAUAGUCAGUAAUGUCAAGUACACUGAUGCUCAUGAGAAAGCAAAAGGUCACUACAUGGCUUCAACUUUGGUAGACUUCCCUGAGGUGGUCCGCUCUGGUGAAAUGGAGAAGAUGAAGAACUUGAGAGACUAUCACAAAGCCUACAAUGAGACCAAAACUAAGCUCCACAUUCCAGCUGAUAUGAUUAGCCAUGUGGUAGCUAAGAAAUGCCAGGAUAUACUGAGUGACGUGCAAUACCGUACAUAUCUGCACCAAUGGACAUGCCACCCUGAGCAGAAUGAUGCCACCCGUGCCCGCAGAGCUAAUGAGAUCUUGAGCGAUGUGUAUUACAAAGAGGACCUGAACUGGAUGAAAGGCACUGGCUGUUAUGUCUGGGACACUCCAGAGAUCUUGCGUGCCAAGAAGUCAUAUGACCUACAGAGUGAAAUUAAAUACAAAGCAGAAGGCAAGAAGGAAUGGAACAACUACUCCAUCGUGACAGACACCCCUGUGUAUGUGACUGCUAUCCUGGGCCACACCUGGGCCAGUGAGUUGAUCUACAGAGAGGCGUAUCACAAGGAGAAGCACAUUUACACCACUAUUCUUGACACCUAUGACUACGCUAGAUGCUACAACCUAAAGCAGAUCUACAGCACUAAAGCAUAUUCUGCCGCUUGGGACAAGAUCAAGGCCAAGAGCUACCAUAUCCCUCAUGACUCCCAUGCCUUAGCCCAUGCCAAACAGCAGAAGGUUAUCCUGAGCAACGUUAAAUACAAGGAAGAUUAUGAGAAGUUUAAGACCCUGUACAGUCUGCCCAAGUGUCUUGAGGAUGACCCAGGCACUGCAAGAUGCAUCAAAGCUGGAAAACUUGUUCUUGAUCGCCUAUACAAAGGCAACUAUGAGAAGACCAAGGCAAAGAUCCACAUACCUCCAGACAUGCUUGACAUAGUAUCUGCCCGCAGCACUCAAAAGAUGAUCAGCGGAGUUGAUUAUCGUAAAUACCUGCAUCAGUGGAUCUGCCUGCCUGACAUGCAGAUGUACGUGCUGGCACGCAAAGUCAACGAGCAACUGAGCGACAUCUUUUACAAAGAUGACCUCAACUGGUUGAAGGGUAUUGGCUGCUACACUUGGGACACUCCUGAGAUUCUUCGUUGUAAACAAGCUAUGAACCUGCAGAGCGAUAAUCUGUACAGAGCUAAGGGAGUCGAUCAUUUUAAGAAUUACACUGUGGUCAUGGACACUCCUGUCUACGAGACAUGCAAGCAGAGUGCUCUGAACUUGAGCGAUCUCAACUAUCGCAAUGACUAUGUUACAAACGUCAUGGGCAAAAACACUGCACCUGCUGUGACUGUCGAUACUGAAAGAGCUCGCCAAGCCAACUACAUCCAGAGCGACAACAUCUAUAAAGAGGCCAAUAAGAACUUUAUGCCUACUGGCUACUCUCUGCCAUAUGACACUCCACUCAACAAGCAGGCCAAAGCCAAUAGCGUUGUCACCAGCAAUGUGAAGUACAGGGAAGCAUUUGAUCUGAUGAAGGCCAAGGCCUACACCUUAGAUCCUGAAGGCGUUAACUUUGUCAAUAUCAGGAAGACAAACAAGGUCACCAAUCAGCGACUAUAUCGUGAGCUAUAUGAAAAGGAAAAGGACAAGAUCCACUCUGAGUAUGACACUCCUGAGAUCAAACAGGUUAAGGCCACUCAGCAGGCCAUCAGUGAUAUCUGCUAUAAGGAGAAGUAUUACAAUAACAGAGGAAAUCUUAUAUCCAUGCCUAUCACCCCUGAACUGAUGCACUGCUUCCAUGUCAAUGAGCUCAACAGCGAUCUGAAAUACAAGGAGGAUCUGCACUGGCUGAGAGGCAUUGGCUGCUUCAUGGUAGAUUCCCCAGAGAUGGUCAGAAUCCGUGAAAUCACCAAGUUUAAGAAAUCCUAUGAUGUUGAUGCCAAGAAGAACUUUGCCAAUUUUAGCAAAGUCCUGGACACACCAGAGUACAAGCGAGUGACGGAGCUCAAGACCCACAUCAGUGAUUUGGUGUACCGGGCUGAAGGCCUUAAGGCGAAGACGAAAUGUUCAACCACUGUUGAUGGUGUAGAGAUUACGAGAGCCAAGUGGGCCCAGUCUUUGACCAACAAGUACCAGUACGUUGAUCUUGCAUCUAAGGAGAGAGCCUUCUUUACCCCAGAAUCACACACUCCUCUCUUGGAUCAUGCCCGGUCCAUGAAAGUGGUGUACAGUGAGAAAAAGUACAAGGAACAGUAUGAGAAGCUGAAGCACAGGUACACUUCUAUCCAUGACACACCAAUCCUGAUUCGUUCCAAGAAAGCCUACCUCAAUGCCAGUGACCUGCGCUAUAAGGAGACAUUUGAGCUGGCCAAGGGACACUACCAUGCAGACAAAGAUGCCCUUGAUAUUCUUUGUGCCAAGAGAGUCAGAGAUGAUAUCAGUGAGGUCAAAUACAGAGAGAAGUAUAUCAAUUCCUUGGGCACCUGGAAGUCCAUCCCAGACCGCCCUGAAUUCUUUCACAGCAGGAUGGUGAGGGACUGCAUCAGUGAUGUCAAAUACAAAGAAGAUCUUGACUGGAUCAAGGGCAUCGGCUGCUAUGUGUGGGAUACACCUGAGAUGUUGCGGGCUGAACAUAACAAGACCCUGUACAGCGAAAGACUUUACAAAGCGUCAUUUGAAAAGAACAGAAGCAACUUUAAGUACACCUGUGACACCCCAUUCUUUGUGGCUGCCAAGAACGCUUCACUUCUGAUCAAUAAUCAAAAAUAUAAAUUCAAGGCUAAGGAGUUACUCAAGAGUGGCUGCAAUGAGCUGCUCCGCCCUGAUAUCCUCAAUGCCAUGUACAACUCUAGCAUGUGGAGUAAGUGGAAGUACAGAGAGCAAUAUGAACGUGCCAAGUCGAAGUUCACCUCAGUGCUGGAGACCCCAGAUUACAAAGUUGCCAAGCGUAGCAAGCAGAUCAGCGAUAUCAUUUAUAAGAUGGAGCACAACAAGACCAAAGCAAGAGGUUACACACUUGGACAUGACACUCCCCUGAGCCAGCACAUGAAGAAGGUCAAAGAGAUCACCAGCAAUCUGAAAUACAAGGAGGUGUAUGAAAAAAACAAGGCCCAUAUCAACAUUGCUCCUGAUGCUCAUGAGAUCCGUGCCGCCAAAGAGGCCUACAAGAACAUCAGUAAUCUUGACUACAAGAAGAAGUAUGAGGCCACCAAGAACAAGUGGAUCUGGACUGUGGACCGACCUGAUUUCGUCCAUGCUGCUAGGAACAGCCUCCAGCAGAGUGAUGUUGAGUACAAGUACGAUAAAGAAAUGAUGAAGGGUUGUGUAAUGUCUGUCACAGAUGAUAAAUUGUCAAUUCUGGCUAAGAAGAAUGCCGAGCUCGGUAGUGAUGUGAAAUACAAGGAGAAGUAUGAGAAGGCCAAGGGCCAGUGCCUGGCGGUUUCUGACACCCCUCAAAUUCUUCACGCCAAGUCCGUGGGCAAACUUGUUUCUGAGACAAGAUACAAGGAAGCCAGCAAGAAAGAUCACCAGUCUGGUGGCUUCACCACUCUUGCUGAGACCCGUGAUACUGCCCACAGCAAAGAGAUGGGUAAAAUCACAAGUGGCAAACUUUACAAGGCAAAGUUUGAAAAAGAGAAAGGCAAGUCAAAUUACAACAACAUGGCCACCCCCCCUGAUGUUCAGCAUGCCAUGGACGUAGCCAAGAAACAGAGCAACGUGGCCUAUAAACAGGAGGCUAAAGCCAAGCUGACGUACACAUCGGUUGCUGACCGCCCAGACAUCAGGAAAGCUACUCAAGCGAAUAAGCUUAUUAGUGAGGUGGGUUACCGUGACAAGGCUCGGCAAGAGGCCAGUCGUGGUGGAACACUCAUCGGCCGACCUGACAUUGCUCUUGCCACUGAGGUGUCCAAACUGACCAGCCAGGUGAAGUACAAGGAGAAGUUUGCCCAGGAGAUGAAAGGAAAGAGACCACAGUAUGACCUGAAGAACAGCAAGAUUUAUCAGACUCUGAAGGAUGCCAAUGAGCUUGCAAGCGAGGUGAAAUACAAGGGAGACCUGAAGAAGAUUCACAAACCUGUUACGGACAUGGCCGAGUCCCUGUCCAUGCAGCACAACCUGAGCACAAGCAAGCUGUCCAGUGAUUACCAGUACAAGAAGAAGUUUGAGGAAAGUAGGGGUCACUACCAUAUGAUAUCCGACACACCUGAGCAGCUUCACCACAAAGAGGCCUCAGAGCUGCAGAGUCACGUGAAGUAUAAGGAGAAAUACGAGAGGGAAAGAGGCAAAGCCAUGCUGGACUUUGAGACCCCUACUUAUGUGACUGCCAAGGAGGCUCAACAUUUACAGAGUCAGAAAGAGUAUAAGAGGGACUUUGAGGAGUCAAUGAAAGGCAAGAACCUCUCUGGGUUGGAGGUCACCCCUGCCAUGAUACAUGUCAGACACGCCACGAAAAUUGCUAGCGAGAAAGAAUACAGGAAGGAUCUUGAGGAAGGGGUUAAGGGUAAAGGGCUCACAGUGCUGGAGGAAACUCCUGAGUUACUGAGAGCAAAGCAUGCUACUCAGAUCCUGAGCGAGAGAGAGUACAAGAAAUCAAUGGAGCAAGAGAUCAGGGGAAAAGGAAUGUUGGCUUUGGCUACUGACACCCCAGACUUCUUAAGGGCAAGAAAUGCCACUGAUAUCCUCAGUCAGACCAAGUACAAGCAGAAUGCGGAGCAUGACAGAUCCACAUACACCACAGUGCUUGACACCCCUGACAUCCUUCACGCUCAGCAGAUCAGGAACAUGGUCAGCCAGAAAAAGUACAAAGAGGAGGCUGAGAAGUCUAUGUCUCAUUAUGUGCAUGUUGCGGACACUCCUGAGAUGCAGAGAGUGCGAGAGAACCAGAAGAACUUCAGUACCCUUCAGUACCAGCUUGACCAUAAACACAGUAAGGGCAAGGUUUCAGCGGUUAAGGACACCCCUGAAAUGCUUCGUGUUAAAGAAAAUACAAAGAAUUUCAGCUCGAUCCACUACAAGGAAGAUUUGGGUCAAGGAACUGCAAUUUCAGGAACCCCUGAGAUGGAGAGAGUCAAACGCAAUCAGGAGGCUAUUAGCACGAUUAAAUACAGGAAUUCACUAAGUCAAGGCAUAUCUAUAGCCGACCUUCCUGAGGUGAAGCGUGUACGGGAUACUCAGAAGAACAUCAGCUCGAUCCAAUACAAGGGAGAUUUGGGAGGAGGAACAGCUAUACCAGAGACCCCUGAGAUGGAGAGAGUUAAACGCAAUCAGCAAAAUAUUAGCACGAUAAAAUACAAGAAUUCGCUGGGUCAAGGCACAGCCAUUUCGGACCUCCCCGAGGUGAAGCGGGUCAAAGAGAAUCAGAAGCACAUCAGCUCGGUUUUGUACAAGGACUCGUCUGCAAAGGGAACACCUGUGGUUUUCACUCCAGAGAUGGAGAGGGUGAAACGGAACCAAAUGCAUAUUAGCUCGGUGCUGUAUUCUGACAGCUUCCGUAAGCAGGUUCAAGGCAAAGCUGCCUUUGUGCUUGACACCCCUGAGAUGAGACGUGUGAAAGAGACCCAGCGCAUCAUUUCUGGAGUCAAAUACCACGAAGACUUUGAGAAGAGUAAAGGAAGCUUUACUCCCACCAUCUCUGAUCCCAUAACUGAGCGUGUGAAGAAAAACACCCAGGACUUCAGUGACAUCAGCUACCGCGGUAUCCAGAGACGUGUUGUGGAGAUGGAGAGAAGACGUGCAGAGGAGCAUGAUCAGGAGACCACCACUGACCUGCGUGUGUGGCGCACAAACCCCGGCUCCGUCUUUGACUAUGACCCUGCUGAGGACAAUAUCCAGUCCAGGAGUCUUCACAUGAUGUCAGUUCAAGCCCAGCGUCGCAGUAAGGAGCACUCUCGCUCCACCAGUGCAAUGAGUGGGGUGGGCGAUGAGAAGUCAGAGGUGUCUGAGAAUGUAGACCACCACACGUCCCUGUACAGCAAUGGCUUUGGAGUUUCCUCUUUCGGCUUCCAGCAAGCAAAGACUAUUGAGGUUCAACAGAGGUCCUCCUCUGUGGCAACCCAGCAGACCACUGUUUCAUCUGUACCCUCACAUCCCUCAACCACUGGAAAAACUGUCCGUGCCAUGUACGACUAUGCCGCUGUUGACAGUGAUGAGGUGUCCUUCAAAGAUGGUGAUGUCAUCGUUAACGUGCAGUCCAUCGAUGAGGGUUGGAUGUAUGGCACCGUGCAGCGUACCGGAAAGACCGGCAUGCUGCCUGCCAACUAUGUUGAAGCCAUUUAAAUCCAACAUAUACCAUCUCAAACUCCCCGUGCAGUUGAGCGAGUUUGAUAUCCACCGGGCUUAAGACACUCACACAGGCUUGUUUUAUGUAUAGUAAAUGUUAGUCAAUGGAGUUACGCUUCCGUUAUGUUUGUCCUUGUUACUGUAUGACAUUUCGUUUGUGCCCAUGUCACGAAAUCUAUUGUGGUUGUGGCAUGUGAAACUAACAAAACUAAACGUACCUAUUUAAGUCACAGACAAUUGUUUUUAUCUUUUUUGUUCUGGAAUAACAGUUAAAUAACUGGAGCCCAUUAUUUUUGUAUAUUACAAAUGACACUACAUUCAAGAUCCUUGAAAAGUUGCAGAAUUGAAACUUUUGUACAAGAGAUGGGCUCACGAUUCACUUCGUCUGAAUAAGUUAAACGAUUCAGUAUUUUAUGACUGAAGAGACAGAUGCACAGAGUUUGCCACAUGAAAAAAGACAUUAAACUUGCAAAUGUUGAAGAGACACCAGCAAAUCUUCCCAAGUGAAACGAUAUGAAUUGAAAACCAAGCCUCCUCCCUCCCUUACUGAAGACUGGCCGCCAUUUGCAUGUGUGUUUUGUUUCUUUGAUUCUGUAGGUGUGGGGUUAGAGGAAGAUGUUUACCUUGAAUCAGUAGCUAAUAAAGCACACCACACUUCUGC
Triplophysa dalaica is the source of this 19734-nucleotide messenger RNA. RefSeq names its product nebulin (gene neb). The record is from RefSeq and is a predicted model, not a curated record. Bases 168 to 19070 code for a protein of 6300 amino acids. Lineage: Eukaryota; Metazoa; Chordata; Actinopteri; Cypriniformes; Nemacheilidae. Gene Ontology annotation, cellular component: Z disc. Gene Ontology annotation, molecular function: actin filament binding. Gene Ontology annotation, biological process: cardiac muscle thin filament assembly. The transcript has 139 exons.